Molecule: messenger RNA, 1602 nt
Organism: Dioszegia hungarica
Lineage: Eukaryota; Fungi; Basidiomycota; Tremellomycetes; Tremellales; Bulleribasidiaceae
Exons: 7
Coding region: 1-1602 (533 amino acids)
Biological process (GO): mRNA splicing, via spliceosome
Cellular component (GO): cytoplasmic stress granule
Molecular function (GO): mRNA binding
Source: RefSeq, a predicted model, not a curated record
AUGACUGGCAACUAUGGUCCUGCUGCCGCAGCCGCCGCUGCUGCAGCUGCGGGCAACACGACCGGCCGGACGGUCUACGUUGGUGGUCUUCCAGCCGAUGCCUCGGUCGACGAACUCCUCAACCUCGUCCGUUUCGGCCCAAUCGAGAACGUCCGUCUCCUUCCCGAGCGCUCCUGCGUCUUCAUCUCCUUCCUCGACGGCUCCACCGCCGCCGCCUUCCACGCCGACGCCCAAGUCAAGAAGCUCGCCCUCCACGGCCAAGAGCUCAAGAUUGGAUGGGGCAAGGCCAGUCAACUCGCCCCUACCGUCCAGGUCGCCGUUGCCAAUCAGCAGGCGACGAGGAAUGUCUUUGUGGGUAAUCUGGCGGAUACGACGACGGAGCAGGAUCUGCGGGAUGAGCUGCAGCGGUUCGGACCGAUCGAUCAGGUCAAGAUUGUUAGGGAUAAGAAUAUCGGGUUUGUGCACUUCUUGGGGAUCGCCACGGCUAUGAAGGUCGUCAAAGACCUCCCCCUCCAAGCCGGCUGGACCGACAAGCGCGUUAACUACGGCAAAGACCGCUGCGCAUACGUUCCCAAGGCCCAGCAAGCUGCCGUCCAGAUGGCUCAGCAACAGGCUCUGGCGGCUGUCCACUCGCAACACGCGCAAAUCCCCGGCUCACCAUACGCAUCCUUCACACCCAUGACGCCCUCUUUCAGCAACUUCUCCGCUCCCAAUACGCCAUCCUUCGGAUCACCCGUCUUCCCCAGCAACGGCUUCCCGCCGAUGACGGGCGGAUUUGGCGAUCCGUCCAUGGCCGUCAGCCAGAUGGGGAAUCGGAACGUUUACCUCGGAAACAUACACCCGGAUACGACGACCGAGGAGCUGUGUAACAAUAUCCGAGGGGGACAGCUGCAGCAGCUCAAGCAUAUGCAGGAUAAGAACUGUGCUUUUGUCACCUUCGUCAACGCCGAAAAUGCCAUGAGCUUCUACAACCACGCCAACUCUGUCGGACUCACCAUCAACACGCGCAAGCUCAAGGUCGGAUGGGGCAAACAUUCGGGCAGUCUCCCCUCGGCCCUCCUUCAGGCGAUCCAGAGCGGGGCGAGCCGGAAUGUGUAUAUCGGGAAUAUCCCGGACUUUGAGGUCUUUACGGACGCGAAGCUCAAGGCGGACUUUGCAGAGUAUGGGGAGAUUGAAAUGAUCAACUUCCUCAAGGAGAAGGGGGCUGCUUUUAUCAACUUCAUGAGCAUCCAGUCUGCUCAGAGCGCCAUUGAGGGCGUCAAGCAGAACCCUGACUACUCGGCCCUUCGCAUCUCGUUCGGGAAGGACCGUUGCGCCAACCCGCCACGAGCAAGCACCGGAACCCCGGGCGGUCCAGGCCUCCGCGCCUCCAGUAUGCGCAACGUCUCGGAUAGCACCCCUUCCCCUCACCCUCACCCCGCCAAUGACCCUAUCGCCCAAACCAUCGCUGCGGCCGAAGCCAAAACCAACGCCGCCCUCGCCGCUAGCAUGCAGCCGCCCAUGGCCAUGGCCUCGAGCCCGCCCGCGGCUAAUGGCGGAGGAAGCACUGGGAGUCUGGACGAGGGAGAGAUUGUCGAGGUGGCCGUCAAGGCGGAGGCUUGA